Molecule: messenger RNA, 1106 nt
Organism: Aspergillus novofumigatus IBT 16806
Lineage: Eukaryota; Fungi; Ascomycota; Eurotiomycetes; Eurotiales; Aspergillaceae
Product: peptide alpha-N-acetyltransferase MAK3
Exons: 2
Coding region: 149-781 (210 amino acids)
Biological process (GO): N-terminal peptidyl-methionine acetylation
Cellular component (GO): NatC complex
Molecular function (GO): protein-N-terminal amino-acid acetyltransferase activity
Source: RefSeq, a predicted model, not a curated record
CAACCUCAAUCAUUCGACACAGCGCAAUCACAAGCUGCUCACAUCCGUCCUUUUUACCGGCUCCUCCAACGGUCUACUGAAAACAAGCUCCACACUCAAGUCCUUCUCCCACCAAAACUCCCCACCUCCUCCCCUCGAUGACUCCGUAAUGAGCCAGGAUGUCUCUUCUUCACCCGCAGAGCCCACAGCUGCUGCUGCUGCUGCUCCUUCAGACCUCCGCUACGUGCGCUACGAUGGCUCCCGCGAAAACGAAUACGUCUCCGCAAUGAGACAGCUUAUUUCCAAAGAUCUCUCGGAACCGUACAGCAUCUACGUCUACCGCUACUUCCUCUAUCAAUGGGGGGACCUGUGCUUCAUGGCCAUGGACGAUACAAAGGAGAAAGACUUCAUGGUAGGCGUGGUAGUUUCGAAGCUCGAACCGCACCGCGGCGGUCCGCUGAGAGGGUAUAUUGCCAUGCUGGCUGUGCGGGAGGAGUACCGCGGGAGAGGAAUAGCGACCAAGUUGGUGCGGAUGGCAAUUGAUGCGAUGAUAGAGCGGGAUGCCGAUGAGAUUGUCCUGGAGACGGAGAUCACAAACACUGCUGCCAUCAAGCUGUAUGAGCGCCUGGGCUUUUUGAGGAGUAAACGUCUGCAUCGGUAUUACCUGAAUGGCAAUUCUGCAUACCGGCUGGUGUUGUACCUUAAAGAGGGGGUAGGCUCCAUCCGAACGAGCAUGGAUCCGUACGGAGCUCCAAUCCCUCCUCCUGCCCCGGCUCUGCUGCAUGAAAACGGUCGUGGGUGAGUCAUGCCAGCGGAACUGAUGGCAACGCUUGUCCUAACGUAUUGAUGCAUUUACGACACAUUGGAUGAUAUAGAUGAUUAUGCCUUACCAAAUUGAACAUGCAAAGCCACAGCUGAAAGUGCUAUUUUGCUAGAGCCAACCUCUGGCUGACUUGAAUGGCUCUCAGCGAUCUGUGAUCCUCUCGGACUGUAUUCGAUUCAUAUCUCUAUACACCCUAUAUACAUUCAUGAAGUCGGGGGUGGAGGGGUGAUAUCUAUUCACAUGUAAUAUACAAAAGAGAUAGCUGAAGGCUGAUAAAACCCAACCAAUAUCCAACCACGCACCU